This is a messenger RNA of Penaeus chinensis, 991 nucleotides long. RefSeq names its product aquaporin AQPAe.a-like. Gene Ontology annotation, biological process: transmembrane transport. The record is from RefSeq and is a predicted model, not a curated record. Gene Ontology annotation, molecular function: water channel activity. Gene Ontology annotation, cellular component: plasma membrane. Lineage: Eukaryota; Metazoa; Arthropoda; Malacostraca; Decapoda; Penaeidae.
GCUGAGACCCUGGUCAGUCUUCUCGCGACUGUCAAGCUGAGAACGUCGGCUCAGGAUUCCUUCCUCAACGCACGUGCAUCUCUCUCUCUCCCUCUCUCUCGUUGGCUGUCUUUUUUACGUAUAUUCCCUCUCGAGUUUUAAUUAACGUUAAUUCCCGCAUCUGAGACGGGGAGAAGAAAAAAAGGACACUUAUAAAUAUAAAAGAGACAGAAGAAAGAAAGAAAGGGGGAAAAAAUACACCUGCACUGGGAAGAAAAGAGAGAGAGAGAGAGAAGGGAAAAAAAAAACCCAAAACUAUACUACAAGAGAAGAAAAAAAAAAGAGCAUCGACCAUGGGCAAGAUCAAGGACAUGAAGGAGUACAUCGGCACGGGCGAACUCCUGAACGACCGCCGCGUGUGGAAGGCCUUCCUGGCGGAGUUCUUGGGCACCAUGUUCCUCGUGUUCAUCGGCUGUGGCUCCUGCAUCGGCUCCUGGAGCGAAGGCUACGCCCCCAGCGUCGUCCAGAUCUCGCUCGCCUUCGGGGUCACCGUGGCGUCUAUCGCGCAGGUCCCCAUCACUGGAUCUUCGAUGAACCCGGCAAGGAGCUUCGGUCCAGCGGUCAUUUCCGGUCUCUGGCAGGACCACUGGGUGUACUGGGCUGGUCCUAUUCUCGGUGGUCUUGCGGCCGCUCUUAUCUACUCCUACGUUUUCCGAGCUCCCAAGGACACCGCUGCUUUUGACGUGGAGAUGGACAACUAUAACAAGAGAACCAACAAUGCUUAAAUGGAAAAAGAUCUACUGGCUUGGCCCUAUCAUGGGCGGUCUCCUCGCCGGCCGUAUUUACAAAAUAACCUGGCCAGGAGACGACGAAGACGAAGAGGAAAACAACCACGGGAAGAACAAGAAGGAGAACGAAAAGAACAGCGAGAAAGAGAGGAACAGCGAGAGAGAGAAGAGUGACUGUAGGUACGAACUGACUAUCCCCAUCGACGACCUCACUGGUCAUCAGU